UAAGAGGACCGAGGAGCUCUUUCAUCUUGCCACUCUACGUUGACUGUCGAACUAUCGAGCUCUUUCGGCGUACUAUUCGACCCAGCAUCUCAUAACGGAAAAACGUAAAAACAAACUUUAUUAAUCAUGUGUGAUGACGAUGUUGCGGCACUCGUAGUUGACAAUGGAUCUGGUAUGUGCAAAGCUGGAUUCGCCGGAGAUGAUGCACCAAGAGCUGUUUUUCCAUCGAUAGUUGGGCGGCCUCGACACCAGGGUGUCAUGGUUGGCAUGGGACAAAAGGAUAGUUAUGUAGGUGAUGAAGCACAAAGUAAAAGAGGUAUUUUAACACUUAAAUACCCAAUCGAGCAUGGUAUUAUAACGAACUGGGAUGAUAUGGAAAAAAUUUGGCAUCAUACAUUUUACAAUGAAUUGCGCGUUGCUCCUGAGGAACAUCCAGUACUUCUUACUGAAGCUCCACUAAAUCCGAAAGCUAACCGUGAAAAAAUGACGCAAAUAAUGUUUGAAACUUUUAAUAGUCCCGCCAUGUAUGUUGCUAUUCAAGCUGUUCUUUCUCUGUAUGCCUCUGGUAGAACUACCGGUAUCGUCUUAGAUUCAGGAGAUGGUGUCUCCCACACAGUACCAAUAUAUGAAGGAUACGCACUACCUCAUGCAAUUCUACGUUUAGACCUUGCUGGUAGGGAUCUAACUGAUUACUUAAUGAAAAUUCUUACUGAAAGAGGGUAUUCGUUUACAACAACAGCAGAACGGGAAAUUGUACGUGAUAUCAAGGAAAAACUUUGCUAUGUAGCACUGGACUUUGAACAAGAAAUGGCAACUGCAGCUGCAAGCACUUCACUCGAAAAAAGCUACGAACUACCCGAUGGGCAAGUUAUUACUAUUGGCAAUGAAAGAUUCCGCUGUCCUGAAGCUUUGUUUCAACCAUCAUUUUUGGGAAUGGAGUCUUGUGGCAUUCACGAAACUGUCUACAAUUCUAUUAUGAAAUGUGAUGUAGACAUUCGUAAAGAUUUAUAUGCGAAUACGGUACUUUCUGGAGGCACUACAAUGUAUCCAGGAAUAGCAGAUAGAAUGCAAAAAGAGAUAACUGCAUUAGCACCAUCCACAAUAAAAAUAAAAAUCAUUGCUCCCCCAGAAAGAAAAUAUUCAGUAUGGAUUGGUGGAUCCAUUCUAGCUUCAUUAUCUACUUUCCAACAAAUGUGGAUAUCAAAACAAGAAUACGAUGAAUCUGGACCAGGAAUCGUUCACCGUAAAUGCUUCUAAUUUUAAAUUGUUGUAAGAUAAUUAAAAAAAACUAAGCAUACUGUGACUUUUACUACAAAAUACAGUUUUCUUCUGAUACUACGGUAUUAUUCAUGGAAGAAAAAACGGAAAGCGCUUAUGAGAAUAUUUUUUAUUUCUUAUCAUCUAACAUUGUAUUUAUAAAGUAUGAUAAUUCCUGUAAGUACAUUAAAUUAUAUACAACUGCAUCACAAA
Messenger RNA from Copidosoma floridanum, 1470 nucleotides. RefSeq names its product actin, muscle. NCBI's taxonomy places the organism in Eukaryota, Metazoa, Arthropoda, Insecta, Hymenoptera, Encyrtidae. The record is from RefSeq and is a predicted model, not a curated record.